Molecule: messenger RNA, 489 nt
Organism: Stylophora pistillata
Lineage: Eukaryota; Metazoa; Cnidaria; Anthozoa; Scleractinia; Pocilloporidae
Source: RefSeq, a predicted model, not a curated record
ACAACGUUUGUCCCGUAUCUUGGAGCUCUUCACAUAUUCAUGGUGCAGAAUGUGAUAGCGAAUAUUCCUCCUUGUUUUCUCUUAGAAUGGGGUCCCUGCAGUGCAUGCUCUGUAACAUGUGGCAUCGGAGUCAGAUAUCGCACGACCGAGUGUGAUUCGGGUAAUCCAGCAACGGAAGGAAAGCAAACUACAGUGGAAGAAAGUUGUCAAGUUAAUCCUCCUUGCCCACAAGGCACCACAAAUCAUGGGUCCCUUCUUUUGUUAGGAUACUCCAAAGCUGCUAUGCAAGACCAUGUGAUCAAGUCUGCAAUUGUAUAUAGCAUAGCAGAAUGUGGAUUGAUGUGUUUACAAGACUCAAGCUGCAAGUCCUUCAAAACCUGUUCUAGGAAAAGUGUGUUUCUCUGUGAGCUAAAUAUUGCUACAUAAUAAUAAUGAAUAUGAGGAAGAUGUUAUUUCGAGUAUCAAUUGUUCAUAUCAUAAUGCUUUCGA